AUGGCCAUCCAGACCCUCCAGGGCGCCGAUAUCCUGGCCACGCGGUUGAACGCGGUCGUGCUGGUCCCGGAUUUCUUCCACGGCGCUGCCGCUCAGCACGACUGGAUCCCUCCGGACAGUGAGGAGAAGCAACGUUUGAUCACCGACUUGAUUGAGAACCAGGCGUCCAUCCCGAAGAACGUCGAGGUUCUGCGUGAGGCCGUUGCCGCUUACCGGACUGUGUUCCCAUCGGUGCAGAAAUGGGCUGCCCUGGGAUUGUGCUGGGGUGGAAAGGUGGCGGUUCUUGCGUCCGGUGCUGAGACUCCGUUUGCCGUGACCGGACAAGUGCACCCUGGUCGCAUGGAACAGGCCGAUGCUGAGAACCUGACCAUCCCGCAUAUCGUGCUUGCGUCCAAGGAUGAGCCCGCCGACAUCGUGAACCACUACACGGAUAUCCUCGCGCGCAACGGAAUCGGCGGCCAUGUCGAGACCUACACCACCAUGUGGCAUGGCUGGAUGGGAGCGCGGGCUCGUCUGGAUGAGAAAGAGAGCUCUGCCGAGUACAUUCGGGGAUACACCCAGAUUGCCGACUUUUUCGAAAAUAAUAACCCCCGUAAUACCUCCACAAACAUGGCCCCCUCGGUCCUCCUCUUCGGCGUCGGCAGCGUCGGCGGCGUCUAUCUCUACCAGCUCCAGCAAGCCGGCUGCACCGUCACCGCCGUGUGCCGCUCCAACUACGACGCCGUGCAGCAGCACGGCUUCACCCUGCAGAGCAAGCAAUUCGGCACCGUCACCUACCGCCCCGACCAUCUCGUGCGCACAUUAUCCGACUGCCCGCCAGACGCCGUGUACGACUAUCUCAUCGUAACCACCAAAUCCUUCCCCGCCAGCAGCAACAGCCGCAGCCCCCUCGCGGAGCAGCUCCAGCCGGCGCUCGCCAACCGCCCCAACACGACCAUCGUGCUCGCGCAGAACGGCAUCGAGAUCGAGCCCGAGAUCGCCGCCGCCUUCCCGGCGAACCCGCUCCUCAGCGCGGUGAUCUACCUGCCCGCGACGCAGAUCGCCCCGGGCGUCAUCGAGUACCCAGAGACGCUCAACGUGCUCGAGCUGGGCACGUAUCCGGCGGACGCGCCGGCGGCGCACAAGGCGUCGGCGCAGGUGCUCGCGGAGCGCAUGCGCGCCGGCGGCAGCGACGUCUCCGUGCUCGAGGACGUGCAGACCGCGCGCUGGGCGAAGCUGAUCGUCAAUGCGUCGUGGAACCCGGUGUGUGCGCUGGCGCUGUGCACGGACGGCGACUUUCUGCGCUGCGCGGACCCGUUUGCGCGCGACCUCGUCUGGGGCAUCAUGAUGGAGAUUGUGGCGCUGGCGAAGGCGGCGGGCGUGCCGGGGGUCGAUGAGGAGGCGGCGGCGAAGCGCAUGGCUGUUGCGACGCGGCGCGCGGAGACGCGGACGGGUCGCGAGCCGAGUAUGUUGCAGGAUGUGCGGCAGGGUCGGCCGUUCGAGGUUGGGGCUAUUAUGGGCAAUGCGGUGCGUCUGGAGAGGAAAUGGGGGGUGGCGAUGCCCCGGCUGGAGACGGUGUAUCCGCUGGCGAAGGGACGGUAUGAGGCGAUGGUGCGGGAGUUGCGUAUGAGUAGUAGGGCAUAG
Molecule: messenger RNA, 1623 nt
Organism: Aspergillus terreus NIH2624
Lineage: Eukaryota; Fungi; Ascomycota; Eurotiomycetes; Eurotiales; Aspergillaceae
Exons: 5
Coding region: 1-1623 (540 amino acids)
Biological process (GO): pantothenate biosynthetic process
Cellular component (GO): cytoplasm
Molecular function (GO): 2-dehydropantoate 2-reductase activity; hydrolase activity
Source: RefSeq, a predicted model, not a curated record